Messenger RNA from Lolium rigidum, 2718 nucleotides. RefSeq names its product serine/threonine-protein kinase MPS1-like. The coding region runs from base 1 to 2364 and encodes 787 amino acids. Gene Ontology annotation, biological process: chromosome segregation; mitotic spindle assembly checkpoint signaling; peptidyl-serine phosphorylation. Gene Ontology annotation, cellular component: nucleus; spindle; kinetochore. Gene Ontology annotation, molecular function: protein serine/threonine/tyrosine kinase activity; ATP binding; protein serine/threonine kinase activity. The record is from RefSeq and is a predicted model, not a curated record. NCBI's taxonomy places the organism in Eukaryota, Viridiplantae, Streptophyta, Magnoliopsida, Poales, Poaceae. The transcript is spliced from 6 exons.
AUGGAGAUGAGGGGUAAUUUCCUUCGCCCCCCUGCCGCUGAAGACACCGUCAAGAGCGCCACGUUCCCCAACAUCGGGGACACCAACUGCACCAACCUGAGCUCCUCCACGGGCUCCUCUUCCUCCUCCCUCUCGCUCGACCCUCCGGACUUCCUCAGCCAGAUCCAUGCGGCCUGCAAGCGCCAGAGGCCUCCCGGUUCAGCGCAGUUCAAGCCACCGCGGGCAACCCGUGUCCUGCUGUCUGGAGGCGAGGGGCCGACAAAAGCUGGUCCCAGCCCUUCUGUUACCCAGAAUUCUGAAGGAACGGCUAUGCAGAAGCAAAGAGGCGUGCUGCGGGCCUCCAGGUUGCAGAAUGUGGUGCCUGAUCAAAAGAAUGUUAUCACCACAGCCGUAUUACCUGCAUCAAAUCAAAACGAGCUGCUGAUGACACCUUCCAUGUUGAGUACUGUCACAGACACCCAUAACCAGAUUGGCAGUCAGAACGACCAGCAGAAGGGUGGAAUCGAUCUGUCGGUGGAUAGGAAUAAGUCGUCGCUUAACGUUUCGUCUUCUCAGAUGACAUCUCGAAAUGCAUCGGUGGGCAUAGGUUUCAAGAAAGAGCAGUUUUAUUCAGUUGGUGAUCCACACUUAACUUCUCAGAGUGAUAUUGUAGGAGUCACUACUGACAGUAGAAUGGACAGUAUGUUCUCUUAUCUGCAUUCUGUUUCAUUGACAGCAGGGGAUGAUUUUCCUGUGGCUCAAGCAACCCAUGAUCAACACGGGGAAAAUCAGAAGCUUGAGAUAGCCGGUGCGGCAAGUGAGAUUGAUGUCAAGUAUGAUGCAGCAAAUUUGUCUCAAAUAGGCGUCGAAGAGGCUUCUAAUCAGAAUCAUGGAGAGCCAACGACCCGUUGCUCUGUCAUUGGUUCUUCUGUCACUGCUAUAUCACUGUAUUCAGGGCAAAAUACGCGAGUUCCUCGGAACAACCAAUAUGCUUCACCAAUGCAGAUGCCUGAAUGUACAGUGGAAUCAUCUGCAGCUAUACCAGGCAGUGUCCCUCCAAAACAGCAAGCAGAUGCAAUACCAUCAAGUGCUGGUGAUUGGAACCCCCCAAACCAGCAGGUUCCUAAUCUGGCCAAUUAUGCCAUGGACAAACCAACUUCUGGCAAUGAAAAUGGUUUGCCAUCCCAAGGCCAACGAUUACCUGCAAACGACCAAUCUACGUCUGCCAGGGAUGGUGGUACUUCACAAGCAAGUGGGAGCCAGAAGGAGCGCCGAAAAAACAAUUAUGAUCCUAACCUUUUCAUUAAGGUGAAUGGGAAAAUGUAUCAGAAACUUGGUAAAAUAGGAUCUGGGGGCAGCAGUGAAGUUCAUAAAGUUAUUUCAAAGGAGUGUGCAAUAUAUGCCCUGAAAAAGAUCAAGCUUAGAGGUCGUGACUACCCUACUGCCUAUGGCUUUUGCCAAGAAAUUGAAUACCUGAACAAUUUGAAAGGAAAAAGUAACAUCAUACAGUUAAUUGAUUAUGAGGUCACUGAUAAAAAAUUACUUAAGGAAGGUUGUGUCUCACCUCGGGAUGGAAGAAUUAAUGAUGACCAAUACAUUUACAUGGUCCUUGAGUUUGGAGAAAUUGAUUUAGCACAUAUGGUUGCUCAAAAGUGGAAGGAAAGGAACAGCACAACUAUGAAGAUAGAUGAAAACUGGCUGCGGUUUUAUUGGCAGCAAAUGCUUGAAGCAGUCAAUACGAUACAUGAGGAACGGAUAGUGCACUCCGAUCUGAAGCCUGCCAAUUUUAUGCUUGUGAGGGGAUCUCUGAAACUAAUCGACUUCGGCAUUGCCAAAGCUAUAAUGAAUGAUACGACAAACAUUCAACGUGAUUCCCAGGUAGGAACACUUAACUACAUGUCACCUGAAGCAUUCAUGUGCAAUGAGCAAGAUUCAGGCGGGAAUGUUGUCAAGUGUGGACGCCCAUCUGAUAUUUGGUCCCUUGGCUGUAUUCUUUACCAGAUGGUGUAUGGCAAGACACCAUUUGCGGAUUACAAGACAUUCUGGGCCAAGUUUAAAGCCGUCACAGAUAGGAACCAUGUGAUCAGCUACGAACCUGUCGACAACCCCUGGCUCAUUGAUCUGAUGCAGAGGUGCCUUGCCUGGGACCGAGACGAACGGUGGAGAAUACCUCAGCUGCUUCAGCACCCGUUUCUUGUUCCUCUGGUGCCAGGGCAUUUGCCUCGCAUCGAUCGUGAUCCGUGCAAUUUGCUGAUGGAGAGGUUCAGAGUGCACUGCGCCAAUCCUGAGGUUUCCAGACUUUGCUCCGAGCUUCAGGUUGUGAUUGCGAAGCUCGAGGAGGACCAAGGCAGUCCAACUGCUAAACAUAGUCCAGAGAAAGGUUGAUAGCAUGUUGGAGGUUUGACACACAUGUUCAGUUCAGCUUGGCGCCGGCUUAAUGAUGUACUGCGAGGUGGACUGGACUGUGGCUGACCAUCGCUAAUUUUGUCGCUCAUCAUGCUGAUGAUAUCGAAGUUGUGUGCUAGAGCAUUCCAUAUGUAUUUCAUCAGCAUGGACGGUUGCUAGUGUAGCCGGUCAAUUUGUUUAUCCCCAAAACCACCAGAAAUCAAAGGAUCCCUUGCUGACACGAGGUUUCCUUGGUAGGAUUCUCUGUAUUACGUCAGGAACUAGGCAGUUGCUGCCCCAGCUCGGUCGCAGCACAGGAGCUUUAGUCUUUUUAUAUGUUUGUUUGGUUGUGAA